This is a messenger RNA of Carassius auratus (goldfish), 1734 nucleotides long. Its product is annotated as serine/arginine-rich splicing factor 5-like. The record is from RefSeq and is a predicted model, not a curated record. The coding region runs from base 165 to 1019 and encodes 284 amino acids. Gene Ontology annotation, molecular function: mRNA binding. Lineage: Eukaryota; Metazoa; Chordata; Actinopteri; Cypriniformes; Cyprinidae. Gene Ontology annotation, cellular component: cytoplasm; nucleus. The transcript is spliced from 8 exons.
UGUAGCAUUCAUAUCUUAUCUGCGAGUAGCGCAGCGAUUGUGGUGUCCUGAACUGAUCUCAGAUCAGCGCUGACGUCGAGCCUCGCUGCUCUGACUCCAUUUUGUGUGAGGGGACUGUUUCAACGGGCACGACACAUCCAAAGGAAAAACACCAGGUUGAGAGAAUGAGCGGUUGUCGUAUUUUCAUCGGUCGAUUAAACCCCUCUGCUCGGGAGAAGGACGUCGAGCGGUUCUUCAAGGGUUACGGAAGAAUCAGGGACAUCGACCUGAAAAGAGGCUUCGGAUUUGUAGAAUUUGAUGAUCCGAGAGAUGCAGAAGAUGCUGUUUAUGAGCUUGAUGGUAAAGAGCUCUGCAAUGAGAGGGUGACCAUUGAACAUGCCCGUGUCCGUCUGCGUGGAGGCCGAGGCCGUGGUGGUGCUGGUGGUGGAGGUGGAGGUGGAGGUCGUUUUCCUGGUCGGUAUAGUCGUGGCUCCCAGGAUAGCCGGAGGAAUCCUCCACCAAUGCGCACAGAGAAUCGCCUCAUUGUGGAGAAUCUGUCAUCGAGAGUCAGCUGGCAGGAUUUGAAGGAUUUCAUGAGACAGGCUGGAGAGGUUACUUUUGCAGAUGCCCAUCGGCCAAAGCUUAAUGAGGGUGUGGUUGAGUUUGCUUCUCAUAGUGAUCUAAAAAAUGCCCUUGAGAAGUUGUCUGGGAAGGAGAUCAAUGGAAGGAAAAUCAAGCUUGUUGAGGCAACCAGGAAAAAAUCCAGAACUCGGUCUCGUUCAAAUAGCUCAUCCCGUUCUCGUUCCAGAGGGCGCUCCACAUCACGUUCUCGUAGCCGUAGCCGUUCCCGUUCCCGUUCUCGUUCCCGUUCCCGUUCCCACAGCCCCAAAUCACAUAACCGCUCCAGAAGUCGGUCCCGUUCGACCAGUGCUUCUCCUGUGAAGCCCAAAGAAGCACCUCGUGCUGAAUCAGCGUCACCACCGGCUCCAGCGCAGCGCCCCCCACCGUCCCGUUCCCCGUCUGCUGACAGUCGUCAUUAGCCGACGAUGCUCUGUUUGCUGAGGGAUGCGUCUGUAGUCAAGCACUGCAAGAGGCUGAAGUUAGCAAUAUUGUCCCAUCUUUGACCAGUUUCGGUUCCGAAAGUGGAGGAACAGCCUCUCUCCAUGCCAUGAGUUUCACAGCACAGCCUCUCUGUUGCUAGUUUGAAGGUAUUUGACAGGAGAGUGAUCUAAAUCAGGAAUAUACUACUAUUUUGGGUGUUUUGUUGAAGUUCAUAUCUCAAAUGGGUAUUUUGUGGUUAUUUUUAUCAACACGUAAAGAGUGAAGUUUGAUGUUGAGGCAGUCUUUAAUUGUUUAAAUAUAUUCAUGGACAAGCCAGUAAAUGUGAUUUGUUUUCAGAAAGUUUGACUCUUUGUUUUGUGUUAAAAAGAUUUUACUAGGGCUUAUUGAAUAAUACAUAGAAUGAAUAAUGGCAGACAACAAAUGAGUGUUUAUUGCUUCAUGAAAGGCUGAUGAUAACAUGAAUUUCAAAUGCAAGAACUGCCACAAAUGUGCACAAACAAAGUGAGGCCAGAACAGCCAUUUCAUAUCCAACAAAUAAAGUAAAAUUAAGUUUCUAAUACUUUGUAGUCAUUUUACAAAACAUUUUUUUUUUUUUGUUACUUCAUGAAUGUAUGUGUGAAUUGUUUGUAAUGUGGAUGCUUGAAUUAUAAUCCAAUAAAUAUCAGAGUUCCCUCCACACUGCAUGAAAACAAA